Molecule: messenger RNA, 877 nt
Organism: Haliotis rubra (blacklip abalone)
Lineage: Eukaryota; Metazoa; Mollusca; Gastropoda; Lepetellida; Haliotidae
Product: perlucin-like
Exons: 1
Coding region: 60-551 (163 amino acids)
Molecular function (GO): signaling receptor activity
Source: RefSeq, a predicted model, not a curated record
AAGGCAACGCCAAUUCGAAACAUUCAAGCAGAUUCAGCGGUUGCAUGUGUUCUUAAAACAUGUUUUACUCAUCAAUAAGUAUCACUGUCCUGCUGGCAGUUGUGAACGUGGUUUCCAGUGACUGUCCAAACGGCUACCUGCGCCACGACGACUCCUGCUACAGUCUCAUCCGUGUGCAAGCAUCAUGGGCGGAGGCAGCCGUGUACUGUCAGGCUAUAGGCUCCCAUCUGGCUUACGUGAAGACGGCUUCGGAACAGACAUUCCUUGAAGGUUAUCUCAAACGAGAAGACUCUACUAUAACUACUGAUGGAGUGUGGAUAGGUGGAUUGACGUACCUGAUACAGAACGAGUGGCAGUGGGGAUUUCAGAACACCCGAAUCGAAAGUACCUGGUGGUCUCCUGGACAGCCUGAUGAUUAUCACAAUAUCCAGCUCUGUCUGAUGUUGUACAAGGGAGAGAGCUAUCGGUGGGACGACAAAGAAUGUAACUUCAAGGAGUUUUUCUUAUGUGAACUGGAGCUGAAGUCCACCCCUGGAAUAGUUGGGAAAUAACAAUGGAAGAAAGCCCGGCUUUGAGGAUAACAGUUCUUCUGUCCCGAGAAACACUGUUUUUCUAGUAGUAAUGUACAUCAUGGUUUUAAAUGUAUUUUGUAAUACAUAAUGUGUAUAAUUACUGACGGAUACAUUAAUUGUAAACUCCAGUGAUGCCCCUACAUGAUCGUAAAAUAUUUAUGAUCUCUGUUCAUUCUGAAUAUGCAAGCCUCUGGAAGUUUGAAAAGGACAUGGACAUAGUAUUAUCACUUACUAUUUACAUUAGUUGAUGUAUUAACAUGAAUAGUUCAUCAUUAAUGAUACUAGAACAUUAAGUAUUCAACGCU